Messenger RNA from Elephantulus edwardii (Cape elephant shrew), 3878 nucleotides. It is a transcript of the gene ITGA11, whose product is annotated as integrin, alpha 11. Gene Ontology annotation, cellular component: integrin complex; external side of plasma membrane. Bases 90 to 3878 code for a protein of 1262 amino acids. The transcript is spliced from 31 exons. The record is from RefSeq and is a predicted model, not a curated record. Gene Ontology annotation, molecular function: integrin binding. Gene Ontology annotation, biological process: cell adhesion mediated by integrin; cell-cell adhesion; integrin-mediated signaling pathway. NCBI's taxonomy places the organism in Eukaryota, Metazoa, Chordata, Mammalia, Macroscelidea, Macroscelididae.
CUCGAGGCGCCACGACGAGGCUGCCGCUCUGGCUCACCGCCCCCGCCCGCCGCCGCUCUGACCCGGCAGCCGCCGCCGCGCCGCGGGCCAUGGACCUGCCCAGGGGCCUCGUGGUAGCCUGGGCGCUCAGCCUAUGGCCAGGGUUUACAGACACCUUCAACAUGGACACCAGGCAGCCCCGAAUCAUCUCCGGCCCCAAGUCCUCCUUCUUUGGUUACACGGUACAACAACACGACAUCAGCGGGAAGAAAUGGCUGGUUGUGGGCGCCCCAUUGGAAACCAAUGGUCAUCAGAAGACAGGAGAUGUGUACAAGUGUCCAGUGAUCCAAGGGAACUGCACCAAGCUCAACCUAGGAAGGGUCACCCUGUCCAAUGUGUCUGAGCGGAAGGACAACAUGCGCCUCGGCCUGAGCCUCGCCACCAACCCCAAGGACAACAGCUUUCUGGCCUGCAGUCCCCUCUGGUCCCACGAAUGUGGAAGCUCCUACUACACCACGGGGAUGUGUUCCAGGGUCAACUCCAACUUCAGGUUCUCCAAGACCGUGGCCCCAGCUCUCCAGAGGUGCCAGACCUACAUGGACAUCAUCAUCGUCUUGGAUGGCUCCAACAGCAUCUACCCUUGGGUGGAGGUUCAGCACUUCCUCAUCAACAUACUGAAGAAGUUCUAUAUUGGGCCUGGGCAGAUCCAGGUUGGCGUUGUUCAGUAUGGAGAAGAUGUGGUACAUGAGUUUCACCUCAAUGACUACAGAUCUGUGAAAGAUGUGGUGGAAGCCGCCAGUCACAUUGAGCAGAGAGGAGGAACAGAGACCCGGACAGCAUUUGGCAUUGAAUUUGCUCGCUCAGAGGCUUUCCAGAAAGGCGGCAGGAAAGGGGCCAAGAAGGUGAUGAUUGUCAUCACGGAUGGGGAGUCCCACGACAGCCCUGACCUGGAGAAGGUGAUCCAGCAGAGUGAGAAGGACAAUGUGACCAGAUAUGCAGUGGCCGUCCUGGGCUACUACAACCGCAGAGGGAUCAACCCAGAAACUUUUCUAAAUGAAAUCAAGUACAUCGCCAGCGACCCCGACGACAAGCACUUCUUCAAUGUCACCGAUGAGGCAGCCCUGAAGGACAUCGUCGAUGCCCUAGGGGACCGGAUCUUCAGCCUGGAAGGCACCAAUAAGAAUGAAACAUCCUUUGGGCUGGAGAUGUCUCAGACGGGCUUUUCUUCACAUGUGGUAGAGGACGGGAUUUUGCUGGGAGCUGUUGGCGCCUAUGACUGGAACGGAGCUGUGCUGAAGGAGACCAGUGGCGGGAAGGUCAUCCCUCACCGAGAGUCCUACCUGAAGGAGUUCCCUGAGGAGCUCAAAAACCACGGUGCCUAUCUGGGGUACACGGUCACAUCGGUCGUGUCCUCCACGCAGGGGCGAGUGUACGUGGCUGGUGCGCCCCGCUUCAACCACACAGGCAAAGUCAUACUGUUCACCAUGCUCAACAACCGGAGCCUCACCAUCCACCAGGCUCUGCGGGGCGAGCAGAUAGGCUCUUACUAUGGGAGUGAGAUCACGUCGGUGGACAUCGAUGGCGACGGCGUGACGGAUGUCCUGCUGGUGGGUGCACCCAUGUACUUCAGCGAGAGCUGGGAGCGGGGCAAGGUGUACGUCUACAUCCUGAGACAGAAUCGGUUUGUUUAUAAUGGAACAUUGAAGGAUUCCCACAGUUACCAGAAUGCCCGAUUCGGAGCCUCUAUUGCCUCAGUUCGAGACCUCAAUCAAGAUUCCUACAAUGACGUGGUGGUGGGAGCCCCUCUGGAGGACAAUCAUGGCGGAGUCAUUUACAUCUACCAUGGCUUCCAAGACAACCUCCUAAAAAAGCCAAAGCAGAGAAUCUCAGCCUCCGAGCUAGCACCUGGCCUCCAGUAUUUCGGCUGCAGCAUCCACGGGCAGCUGGACCUCAAUGAAGACGGACUUGUGGACCUGGCAGUAGGCGCCCUUGGCAACGCCGUGAUCCUGUGGUCCCGCCCAGUGGUGCAGAUCAAUGCCAGCCUCCACUUUGAGCCAUCCAAGAUCAACAUCUUCCACCGGGACUGCAAACGCAGCGGCAGGGACGCCACCUGCAUGGCUGCCUUCCUCUGCUUCACACCCAUCUUCCUGGCACCUUAUUUCCAAACAGAAACUGUCGGCCUCAGGUACAAUGCCACCAUGGACGAGAGACGGUACACGCCGCGGGCCCACCUGGACGAGGGUGGAGACCGGUAUACCCACAGGGCUGUCCUGCUUUCCUCUGGCCAAGAGCACUGUGAGCAGAUCAACUUCCAUGUCCUGGACACUGCUGACUACAUAAAGCCAGUGACCUUCUCAGUAGAGUAUGCCCUGGAGGACCCUGACCAUGGCCCCAUGCUGGAUGACAGCUGGCCCACAACCCUCCGAGUCUCGGUGCCCUUCUGGAACGGCUGCAAUGAGGAUGAACACUGUGUCCCCGACCUCGUGCUGGACGUGCGGAGCGACCUGCCCACAGCCACGGAGUACUGUCAGAGGGUCCUGCGGAAGCCCGCACAGGACUGCUCCGCCUACGAGAGGUCCUUCGACGCCACGGUCUUCAUCAUCGAGAGCACGCGGCGCCGGGUGGCCCUGGAGGCCACGCUGGAGAACAGGGGCGAGAACGCCUACAGCGCAGUCCUGAACAUUUCACAGUCGGCAAACCUGCAGUUUGCAAGCUUGAUCCAGAAGGAUGACUCUGACGGCAGCAUCGAGUGUGUGAAUGAAGAGAGGAGAUUCCAUAAGAAAGUCUGCAAUGUCAGCUACCCUUUCUUCCGAGCCAAGGCCAAGGUGGCGUUCCGUCUGGAUUUUGAGUUCAGCAAGUCCAUCUUCCUGCACCACGCAGAGGUCCAGCUCAUCGUGGGCAGUGACAGUGACGAGCAAGAGAGCACUAAGGAAGAUAACACAGCCCUCCUGCGUUUCCACCUCAAGUAUGAAGCCGAUGUCCUCUUCACCAGGAACAGCAGUCUGAGCCAUUAUGAAGUCAAGGCCAACAGCUCACUUGACAGAUACGAUGGCAUCGGGCCUCCCUUCAGCUGCAUCUUCAAGAUCCAAAACUUGGGCUUGUUCCCUGUGCACGGGGUGAUGAUGAAGAUCACUGUCCCCAUCGCCACCAGGAGCGGCAACCGCCUGCUGAUGCUGAGGGACUUCCUCACUGACCAGGGGAACACGUCCUGCAACAUCUGGGGCAACAGCACUGAGUAUCGGCACACCCCAGCGGAGGAAGAACUGAGUCAUGCCCCACAGCUGAACCACAGCAACUCAGACGUGGUCUCCAUCAACUGCAACGUGAAGCUGGCCCCUAACCAGGAAACCAACUUCCGCCUGCUGGGAAACCUGUGGCUGAGGUCCCUGAAAGCACUCAAGUACAAGUCUAUGAAAAUCACAGUCCACGCAGCCCUGCAGCGGCAGUUCCACAGUCCCUUCAUCUUCCGAGAGGAGAACCCCAGCCGCCAGAUCACAUUUGAGAUCUCAAAACAAGAAGACUCGCAGAUUCCCCUCUGGAUCAUCCUGGCCAGCACACUGGGAGGCCUCCUGCUCCUGGCCCUGCUGGUCCUGGCACUGUGGAAGCUCGGCUUCUUCAAAAGUGCCAAGCGCAAGAGGGAGUCCACCCUGGACGCCACCCCUAAAGCGCAGGACGCGCGCCCACCUCCCUGCCGCUUUGUUCCUCGGUACCUCGCGGGAAGCGCCUGGGUGACGCAAUCCCCAGGCUCUGCGUUCCCGGCUGCCUCUGCAGUAGGGCUGCGGGUGCAGAGCGCCCCUUUGUGCAACCCCGGUGCACAAUGCCUCCUCUCCCUCCAUGCGCCCCAGCUGUACGUAGAGGCUCGGCUGGCGCUGAUGAGGGUCCUCUCUGGGAUGCACUGA